Mizuhopecten yessoensis (Yesso scallop) is the source of this 6407-nucleotide messenger RNA. RefSeq names its product proteoglycan 4-like. Gene Ontology annotation, cellular component: cytoplasm. Lineage: Eukaryota; Metazoa; Mollusca; Bivalvia; Pectinida; Pectinidae. The transcript is spliced from 10 exons. The coding region runs from base 172 to 1593 and encodes 473 amino acids. The record is from RefSeq and is a predicted model, not a curated record.
AGUAGAAAUACGUAGUUACUUCAUGUGUAGAACUUGAAACCCGGAAGGGGAAUAUAAGCAGCCUACAUCCAUCCUAAAUCAGCGGCAUCCUCAACUUAUUUUUGCAUCUCUGCAAAUUUGCACCUUUAAGGAUUACCUUUUGAUUCAAGUUUGCAACAAUUUCAUUGCAAGAUGGUGCUAAAGUUCUUCUACACGUCAGUGCCGUCAACUACUUCACUUCAAAAGAAACAGGAACGCAUCAAGAUGGUGCUCACAUCCUUCAAGCUUGACCUUGAGAUGAUCGACAUCAGUUCCACAGAUGAAGAUACAGAGGAAAAUCGGAAAUUCAUGAGGGCAAAUGCAAAGAGUCGGACAUCCACUCACCCCCUCCCUCCUCAGCUAUUCAACGACGACACUUACUGUGGGGACUAUUUAGAUUUUGAAGAUGCAAUAGAAGGCAACUGCUUAAUGGCCAUGCUGAAGCUGGAUACACAAGUGUCGCAGGCUACGGUCACUCUCUCGGAUGAUGAAGAGGAAAAGAAGGAUGAGGAAACAGAAAAAACUCCCUUAAUAGAGGAUGUUGCUAAAAAUGAGGAGGAGGCUGCAAAGACUGAGGACGGGGAAAAAUCUGAAGAGACCGAUGGAGAGAAACCAUCUGAGGCCUCAGAGGAAAGUUCAGAGGUCAAGGCCGACGAGAGUUCAGAAGCCAAAGACGAGGCCGUUACUGAGGAGAAGAGUGAUGAAGCCAAACCAGCAGAGGAGGAGGAAAAAAACUCUGAGGAGAAGGAUAAAACAGACGCAGAUACUGUAGAAGAUAAAGAAAAAAUAGAUGAGAACGUCGAUGAUAAAAAAACAUCAGAGGAAACAAUAAAAGAAAACAGUAAAGCUGAGGAGUCUGAUGACAAACCUACCGAACAAGUAUGUGAACCAGAUACGGAACCAGAUACUGAACGAGAUACUGAGCAAGUGUCUGAACAAGAGAAUGGUAAAGCUGGUGGAGACGAUAAAUCAGAUGAUAAAGUAAAUGUAGAAACGUCUGAUGAGACUGAUAAGAAGGAAGAAGAUGUGGAAAAUGACAAUGAUAAAAAGGACGCAGAGGAUAGCACAGCUAAGUCAGACGAGGAACCAGAAGAAAAAGUUGUGAAAGAGGCUACCCCAGAACCUGCGAAAGAACCAACGCCGCCUCCGAAAGAACCAACACCACCGCCCAAAGAGCCAACGCCACCUCCGAAAGAGCCAACGCCCCCUCCUAAAGAGCCUACGCCACCUCCUAAAGAGCCUACGCCACCUCCUAAAGAGCCAACGCCACCCCCGAAAGAACCAACGCCACCUCCUAAAGAGCCAACACCACCUCCAAAAGAGCCUACGCCUCCUCCUAAAGUGCCUACCCCAGAACCUGUGGUAGAUUGGGAACCUGAGGACAAUUCCUUGGAGGCAAAGAGGAAGAGGCGAGCAGCAGAAAGGGCCGCUAGAGCUGCUGCAGCUGGAGAGGAGGUGGAAGAAGAUGCUGGGGAAAGGAGAAGACGUCGGAGGGAGGAGCGUGAGGCUGAGGACACCAGUGGAGAGUCGGCAGCUGAAAGGCGCAGAAGGAGGAGGCGAAACCAAGACGACUAGAUAAAUCAAGAACAAAUCCGAUGAAGAGCAGCAGCAAGUUCAGGAGUAGAUGUGUUGAUGUGAAUGGCCUACAGAUUCCCACGCCUUUCCGCAUCUCCAUAUUUCGCAAUCCUGACCAGAGAUGGACACGUAGAAUUCGUAGAAAUGUGAAAUUCAGACCUAUUGGCUGCAAAUGGACAAAAUGGCUGCACUAUGGAAAGCAAACCAGAAUAACGCUAAAAAUAAGCUGCUUACCAAGCAUGUUUUAGGUCCAUAUACUCAUUAGUUCUCCGUGCUGGAACCAGUGAUAUAUGGCUGGUAGGCAAUUUUGCAGAAUUUUUGCAGCUGUAUUUUAAAUCUAUUCCCAUUGAUCAUGAUGUUCAGCGUAAUGUUCUAAUCUAUUCAAGCGAAUAGUUGAAGAUUGUCAUUAGGGAUUGUUCAAAGGCCAUAUUACACCAAACACAUGUUGUGUUCAUCUUCAAGAGUUUAAAGAAAUAAGUCUUUUGCAUUCUCUGUCUAGUUAUAACAAUAUUGUACAACUAUUGAGUGCUGACAUAAGUACUUGCUUGACCUAACCAAUCUUUUUACCAUUAGGUAUAUAUAUAUAUAUAUUUGCAUACUAUGUACCACAAGCUAUGAUAAUUAUGUGUACAUGUAUUUUUAUUAAUUUACAAGUUUGUUUACUUGACGCUGUAAGUGACAGAACACGUUUAAGAGAUUAGCCAUAGUUGAAUGCACUCGGAUUGUUUAUUGAGCAUUAUUUUGCCACCAAAUGAUUUCUGUUAGGGGUUGAUGUAUGUUAUUUUGUUCUUUUUACCCAUAAAAUUGUCUGAGAGGAAAAGAAAUAUUGUAAAUCAUUUUCAUGUCAGUGUUUGUAGUCUGAAAUUAUAUAUAUGUAUAUUUUUGCUCAAAAGAAGUUCAAGCGCUUAAUUGAAGUGAUUUAAUUUGCCAAGGGGUGCAGUACACGUUGAUUAUCUCCCUUUAACAAUAAGGUGUAGGUGAAGUAAGGAGACGGUACUUUCAUUUUUAACCUCAAAUUAUGCUUUUAAUUGAAUUAUUUUGAUUCAUUACUAUACUUGAUUAAUUUCUAGACUUGCUUAUGGUAUUAUGUUCAGGAGUCAAAUGACACAGAAGUAUGUCUUAGAAACGAGGAAAUAUAUAUGAUAAUGGUCAUCAGAAGAACUUGACAAAACAUUAUUUCAGUAUGAGUAACACUUACUUUAGUUUUAGUAUUUACAAUCGACUACAAUGUACCACCAUCAAUAGAAUGGAUAAAAAUCUCAAUUAAAUCUCAAUUAAAUCUCAAUUAAAGGAGCUCUCCUGCCAAGCAUAAAUUACUUGUCUUUUUGCAAUAUUUAAUUUGUACUUAUGAACGUUAAUUUUUCGGUUAUAUAUUUGAUCUAUGUUAAACUAUAGUAACUAGUUUAGUACAUAGUAUGUACCCAUGUACAGCUUUUUGUAUCUUACAUGACAUGAACCUUCUUUAUUUAUUUAUGACUUGUUUUGUUGACCCUUAUUUUGUGUACCCUUGGGUUAGUUGAUUCUCUUCAUUCCAUGUGUUAUUUUAAAUGAUGUUAAGUAUUUCUGGGGUGUGAAGUAUUGUGAGCAUUGUAGCAAGAUUAGAAUUUAUAUAAUCUCAUUAUGUGACUGGUCGAUAAAAUGUUCAUUUAUUGAGCUUUCCUAAUUAACCCUUUCGCCACUGUAGACCAUAAUGGACUCAUCCGAAUCAAUGCAUGGAAGAGUUUACUGACGUUACAUAGGGGUGAAGGGGUUAAGCUUGUUAUUUGUUCCAUGGUGCUUAUGUCAUGUCCUGCUUAUUUCCUCAAAUACCGUAUUGUUAAGUGUGUGGCCCAGAAUAAAGCACAAAGAUCAUGUUAAAUUUGUUUUCAUGAUUAAUAUAAAUUGAUAUUGAUAUCAAGCUUUAUAAUGUACAAUUUCAACAACUCUAAUGAAUAAUUAAGAGAAAAAUAAACGAUUAUGCGUAUUUCUUUCUUAUAUGAUUUAAACCUUGCCAGAUAUCUAUUUUAAAACAAAACUGUGGUCAAUGACUGACUUCAUGAGCAUGUAGUAAAAUAUAUAAUCAAUGUCAACAAAUCUCCUGAUUAUGUAUAGAGCUAUGUAGUCUGUGUAAACAUCUAUAUAGUGAUUACAUGCUGUGGAUAUGCAUUGUUUUUGAAAUGGUAAACCAUUGAAUCAAACACCAUCGGGUGAUAUUGUGCUAGUCAUGUACAGUGUUGACAGGAUAGGGCUGUCAUGUCAGAUUUCUAUAGUACGCUCAGUUAACUCCCAGUAUUAUCAUCCUAUUACAACGGGUAUGCCAUCUUCACACUGCUUUAUACAUAUUCAUAAGCUAGAUUUGCAUAUCAUUAACUUCUGCCAUAUUGAAAUCAAAGUCACGUAAAGACGUAUCUUUUUUUUUUUUCACCAUUAGAGUUACUUCCCUUAUAAGUAACAACCAGUAAAAACUGGUUUACUUAGUUAACGAAGCUCUCCUGAAAAACAAAGAUCAUGUUUUUUGUUGGUUUUGUGUACUCCAAUUGGACAUAAAACCAUAUUAUACUGGCGAAAUCAGCUCCAUAAAAACCAUGUCCAAUAGGACUUUGAUUGAUGUUUUGAUAUUUUUGUUCACCAUAACUGCUGCAUGUUUUUGUCCUUGUAAGUUGAGGUAAACCCAUCAGUGCAAUACCCCUUCUCAUCCAUUUUCAAUAAUGCUGUAUUUUUUGUGUUUUUGAAUCGCAUUAUCCUGGAAGCCUCAAAGCUCAUACCCACUUUUGUUUAUCAUGUUCCUAAGUUUGACUAGUAGGACCAAUGUUGUUGGUUUAGUAAAUAGGAUCUGACCUAGCGGUCUUGUCAAAACCUUUCUAGACCUGAAUUAACAUUAACCUGUCUGCUAGGCCAUCAGACUUGAUUUAACAUUUACCUGUCUGCUAGGCUGUCGCAUCUAACGGUAGAGGAACCUGACUCCACGUAAAACCUUAGUCUAAAGUUUCUGGGAAACUAUUUGUUUUAAAUGAGCUCCUGGCAUAGAUGUUUGUUAUAUGAUCAGCCAAUCUUAGAUUUGGUUAUCAUGUAAUGAUUAAAAUGACCAUAGCUGUUAAUAGGACGUAAAACACUAACAAACCAAACAUCAUGCAAUGAUUAAAAUAAUAUUAAAAAAAAAAAGUAAUUGUGCAGUAAAAUGUACAGAAUGUUAACUUGAGGUUUUGUGAUGUAGUGUGUAGUUUUCUAGACUGAAACACAUUAGUUGGGAUUUUAAUGUAGUCUCUGUACAAAGCAGUAGAUAUUUUGGAGUACUUCCCACCCAGAUGAGAUAUAGAAGUAGAACUGCUUAAGUAGACUUACCUCAGGCCAUCACUCAAAAACACUAGGUGCUAUUUUCUAGGAUAAUGGUUUACAAGUUAGUAUAUUUACAUGCUUUUAGUUUUUUUUGCACAAAUGCGAUAGUGUAAAUGUACAUAGCAGAUUCUACCUGCCAAACUGUUGUUUGGAAUAAUGUAAUCACCAUUUUUUUACUAACAGAUGAGGGUACUUCAGAAAUUAUUUAUAAAACCAUGGAUUUAGCUGAUGUAAUUCCGUGCUAUUUAGACCAAGAACCAUUUAAGUACAACUAUUUCGUGACUAAAUGUAUUCUGACCAUUUACGUUGUAUUUCGUGGUUCAGACGGCAUAUAAUGAAGAAGCUUUGUUGGGUAAUUUCAUUUUGUAUUUUCUAAAUUCUGCAACUUUUAAAAUGAAAUACUAGUUGUCAUUAGUGCUAUGUUUGAAUUGCAGAAGAUUUAUCAUUCCUUGUGAACUUACAAUUUGAUAAUUUUCUAAAUCAAAGUUUCUUUUUUGAUUGUAAUGAAAUCUUGGGCAAUAACUUUUGUGGUAAGAAUCCAGGCUUGCUGAGAAGAGGAACAUAUUUUGUUAGAAGUCAUAGUCGGAAGUAUCAAGACAAUCUAUUACUGAUGAGACAUUCCUGGCAGGAAUAUGCAUUAGAAUUUUUAACAAGAAUAAGCCUUAAAAAUCAAUUGAUAUGAAUACCAUUGACAUUGUGAAUAGUCCCAGACCAUCAUUUAAAGAUGGAUCAGACAUGCUGUCUCGGUUAUAAAUCUUUCAAUCUAUGUACCCUUCCGACCUAUGUACCCUCGAUGCCUCUUCAGAUUUUUUGUCACAAGUCUAGAAAAAACUCUCUUUGCCCUUGUGCAAGAUCUUGCCUGUUUAUCCAUGUACUCUUGGCUUAUAUUAAUUAUCUCUCCAAUAUUGAAAAUAAUUUCCAAACAGACCUUCACCUGUGGCCAUCAUCACAUUUAUUUAAUACAUGUACCUGCAAAAAUAAGAUAUUAGUAUCGGAGUUCAGGGUCAAACAAGUGGAGUAUCAUCACUGCUGUCUCUUCGCUGCUUGCUUAGUUUUCAACCCUUUAGGUGUGAAAGUACCGUCUGCUAGAGCUGAGGGAAAGAUAGGCAUGGCAGUCAAUGGUUCGCAUAUAAUAUCGGUAAAUAUUGGGAAUUUUUUCAUUUCAGUCUCCAGCAAUAUUUAGUUGAACACAAUUGUGAUUUAUUUACGAUACUGCAACCUGACUGAUACUUAUCCACCAAAUCACAGACAUCAAGAGAUUGCUAUUAAAAGUGUCGUGUAAAGUUUAGCUUAUAGUCAGCUUACCAUCUUGAUAAAAACUUAUGACAUGCUCACAACUGAAAUGAAAAUUUCUAGUCUUUUGACAUAUUUCUCCGAGACUUUAAUUUUGAGGUUUUUUUUAUUAAGUUCUGAAAGUCACAAUGACAAUGUAUACUUAUUAUUUUAUCAAAUUGAAACAUGCCAACCAGUGUGUAUUGUAUUAAACAUUAAUGUACCAA